This is a messenger RNA of Osmia lignaria (orchard mason bee), 884 nucleotides long. RefSeq names its product translin (gene trsn). Gene Ontology annotation, molecular function: RNA binding; sequence-specific DNA binding; single-stranded DNA binding. Lineage: Eukaryota; Metazoa; Arthropoda; Insecta; Hymenoptera; Megachilidae. The record is from RefSeq and is a predicted model, not a curated record. Gene Ontology annotation, biological process: RNA metabolic process.
UGUUGAGUAGUUUCCGCCGUUUUCGUAUAGAUGACGCUAGCGGUCCCUUGUUUUUGGCUUUUGUCACUAGCUGUUAGUUUUGCUAUUGGUUUUGCCGUGCGUGUCGUAUGGAAGUGUUUUGAUAAAAUUCAUUUGUUGUUUAUUAAAAAUUUCGCUAGUGUCGUGAAAAGUAUGGCUGAAAGAAUAUCAGAAAUCUUUAAUUCGUUUCAGGAUUAUCUAAAUAACGAAGAAGAAUUACGCGAGGAAAUCCGCGCAGUUGUAAAAGAUCUUGAAAAGAGUGCCAGGGAUAUUCUUAUGAUAUUACAAAAUAUUCACAAUGAGAAUAAUAUGGAAGAAAACAUAAUAUCUCAAUAUUGUGCAGCUGCAAGAGAAUUAUUCAAAGAUGUACGCAAAAAGUAUUCAGAACUUGCAGUAGUUGUACCAAAAGAACAGUACUAUAGAUUUCAUGAUCAAUGGCGUUUUGUCACACAGAAAUUAUGUUUCUUAGCUUCUUUAAUAAUAUAUUUAGAGAUUAAAGUAUUAGUUACCAAAGAAACUGUUGCAGAAAUGCUAGGAGUUAAAAAUAACAGACAAGAUGGUUUUCACUUGGACCUGGAAGAUUAUUUAAUGGGUUUGUUGCAAUUAUCUGCAGAGUUGAGUCGUUUUGCCAUAAAUAGUGUCACUAAUGGUGAUUAUAAUCGACCUAUAGAAAUAGCCAGAUUUGUGAGUGAACUAAAUGCAGGCUUUAGACUUUUACAUUUGAAGAAUGAUUCCUUAAGAAAACGUUUUGAUGGCUUAAAAUAUGCUGUUAAAAAAGUAGAAGAAGUAGUUUAUGACCUCAGUAUACGAGGUUUAAAACCAUCUUCAAAUUCAGUAUCACAAGAAGCAGAAUAAAUAUUUUUUAA